GUCCGCACAUUCACCGAUCAUGCACAAUUGGACAUACCUUAUGCGAUCUUAUGUCCGGUUUACUUUCUGAGAUAUCCAAACGAAUUGGCAUCUCAUGUCGUAUCAGUUGAUGUUCUAGCAAGGCAAAUUAUAAGCAGACCUCGAAUAAGGCAAACGCUGAUUCUCAAAAAAGGAACACUACCGAAAUGGGCACCUUCAGGAAUCUUGCGAAAUGCAGAAAGUUGGGUAUUGGAAGAAAGUGAAGUAGAACUGGAUUCACCCUUUUCAGCAUCCGAUCAACGGACAGACGGAGAAGGAAGAAAGAUGAAAUGUUGGACACGAAACCUGGAUCAUACAACAGUUAUGGCAGUGACGGAAAACUUGACAUUCACAGAACAAUUACCAGCUUCAAUAGACAAGGAAGACGCUCCAAUCUCCACAAGUAGAUUAGAUUCAACGCACGAUGUUGAAUCCAGUAUGGGUUUCACUUUGUUGCAAUCUCGAAUAGAAAAGUUUGGUUAUCAACGUGUACGAACGCAUGUGGACACAUCCAGGAAAGGGCUAUGGAUGACAUAUUCACGAUUCCUACAACAACGUUUGCAAGAAGGCAGGAUAAAUGCUUUGGUGGUGAAU
Molecule: messenger RNA, 612 nt
Organism: Meira miltonrushii
Lineage: Eukaryota; Fungi; Basidiomycota; Exobasidiomycetes; Exobasidiales; Brachybasidiaceae
Exons: 2
Biological process (GO): phospholipid transport
Cellular component (GO): mitochondrial intermembrane space
Molecular function (GO): phosphatidic acid transfer activity
Source: RefSeq, a predicted model, not a curated record